CAGCCUUGUCCAUGAUCUUCCAUAGUGGCGAAUAUCCCCAGAAACAUUGCAAGUCCAUUGUUCAAUCUAUCUCAGAUCGUUCGUGUCGUACCUAGAUCCGUCUCGUAUGAUCUAGGUAGAUUGGUCAGUGGGCAUCACGUGCCGCCUUUUCGCUGGCAUUCCAGCCCUGUCCCCUUUGAGAUUAUCGAACGAAUGAUCUCGACCACCACUCUGCAACCGGCUGCAGUCCCGGAGACACCAAUUUCUGUGACCUCGGACUGGACCGGGCACCCACAAGGCCUUAAUGAAAGCUCCAUAGUCUCGAACAAUGAGACUGACCGACACCCGUUGGGAGUUCGACCUGCUGGCAAUGCUCUUACCACCAGUGAGAAUGCCCAAAACUAUAUGGGACGUUUCGGAGAGCUGCCGGAUUCCUUGCUCUUACUCUUGUUAGAGUACUUGGAUACCUCAGCUCUGAUCAACUUGGGCGCAACUUGUCGGGGACUCUACGCCUAUUCCACCUUCGAUCAACUAUGGAGGGAUAUUGCGGUCAGCGACAUGACGGAGGAUUUUUCCUGGCGUGGAAGUUGGCGAGCAUCCGUAAGGCAGCUUCCUACAUCAACAUUGGCGAAAGUGGACUGCCGAAGCCUUUAUUCCGAUGCACUUCACCGACCGUUUCUGUGCUCCCAGAUGUCUCUAGCGCCCUACGUCUCGGGAAUUCCCAAGCAGAACGAGAUUCCACGCAUAAGGCAUCUCGCGCCCACCGACUUCAACGACUCGUGGGUUGACCGGCCGUUCAUAUUGACCGAACCUGUAAAAAAAUGGCAGGUCUACAAGGACUGGAAUCAGGAGUCCAUCCUUUCCAAACACGGGGAUACAUUGUUUCGCGCCGAAGGGGUCGACUGGCCGUUCAAGACGUAUGCCGCAUACAUGGACAGCACAAGCGACGAAAGCCCCAUAUAUUUGUUCGAUAGGGCCUUCGUGGAAAAGAUGGGUUUGGAGGUCGGUCCUCAUGGAGCUUACACUGCUCCCGAGGCUUUUCAGGACGACUUGUUCACCCUAUUGAAGGAACAGAGGCCUGACCAUCGAUGGCUGAUCAUUGGCCCAGAAAGGAGUGGAAGUACCUUCCACAAGGACCCUAAUGCUACCAGUGCUUGGAACGCGGUUAUCCGAGGCUCGAAAUAUUGGAUCAUGUUUCCUAGUAAUGUGCUGCCGCCAGGUGUCUAUAUGAGCGAGGAUCAGAGUGAAGUAACUUCCCCACUCAGUAUUGCUGAGUGGCUGUUGUGCUUUCAUGCUGAAGCGCGGAGCACGCCCGGCUGUCUCGAAGGCAUAUGUCAAGCAGGAGAGGUCCUGCACGUGCCUUCUGGCUGGUGGCAUCUUGUGGUCAAUCUGGACCCAGCUAUUGCGAUAACUCAGAACUUUGUGCCGCGGGCACACCUUCGCUCCACCGUCAAGUUCCUUCGGCAUAGAGCCGAUCAGGUCUCCGGCUUCAAGAACACCGUUGCCAACCCGUACGCGCUCUUCAUGGAGCGGCUGCGUGAGGUCCAUCCCGACUUGGCGACCCUUGUUGAAGAGUCCAAGAAGAGAAAGUGGGAUGAUGUGGUACACGAUUCACGCCAGGCUGACGAAGAGCAAAGUGGCUUCAGCUUUGGAUUUGGCGACGAUAUUGACGAAGAGGAAUGCUGACAAGAAAAUUGUGUGAGCUGUCCCGCUAAUGGCAAGCCACUGACUUGGUAGAAGUCAAACUACGACCGAAAGCAAUGUAUCCCACGAAUGCUCCGAUGGCAACGGCCAACAUGACCCAGCCGUUGUACGUCAUGAACAAAAGCCUGCGCUGUUAGCCUUUAUCUUUCAUGCGCAGGGAACUCGCAUACAUGAUGAAGAAGCUGUAAAAUACCUGCAACGCAUACAGCAAUCCCUUUAUGAUUGUUCCUUUCCGUUCUGCUGCCGCCUUGGAGUCUCUUCCUACGACGAGCAGUGAGCUUGAUUCGUUUGACUGAGGAGAUGCGCCUUGACAAUAUCAGAUGCGUCUAUGGCACGAAGUGGGCAAUCGGAACAUACUGGAGCCGCUGGUGCUGUAUGCAGCCAUCUCCGCACUGUGUUGCUGCUCGUAUCGCCUGCUGAUCUCGCGGAUGCAUUCGUAGCCGGCGGUCAGGAGGACAAUGGCUACCAGGGAUAAUAUCAGAGAGAAAGUGCCUGUGACUCUCCAUUGCCGGAAGAUUAUACAAAGAUCUUUCGAAGACCAGGUAAAUAGCAUCUGCUUCGGUCAGUAAAU
Exophiala xenobiotica is the source of this 2254-nucleotide messenger RNA. RefSeq lists its product as uncharacterized. The transcript has a single exon. Gene Ontology annotation, cellular component: nucleus. Lineage: Eukaryota; Fungi; Ascomycota; Eurotiomycetes; Chaetothyriales; Herpotrichiellaceae. The record is from RefSeq and is a predicted model, not a curated record. The coding region runs from base 193 to 1665 and encodes 490 amino acids. Gene Ontology annotation, molecular function: cis-regulatory region sequence-specific DNA binding; protein binding.